AUGAGCGCAUCCGCGGGCAAACUUGAGGGCCUCACCAAGCGGCCAACGGAAGUGGACUCCCAGGUUGGCGACACAGGGCGCUCAGGGAGUUUUGGCCUAACGAGGUACACCGACCGCGGCGGAGACACCACCGUGGUCGGCAUGGACACCACCGCGGGAGGCACCUCCGUGCGCACAGCCACGAGCUUGUUCACGUCGGCACCCUACUCCAGCACCAGGGACAGCGACUUCGGCGAAGUGUACAGGAUGCUAUGGCGCCGCAGCUAUAAUCACCUCAACGACCAGAAUGACGACGUCUACCACGACUACAACUACCACAACCACGACAACUACCACAACCACGACAACUACCACCACAACAACUACCUCAACCACGACGACUACGACAACCACCAGCACAACCACGACAACUACCACCACCACAACUACCACAACCACCACGACUUCAACUACCACAACGACUACAACCACCACCACUUCUACAACUACCACCACCACGACUACAACUACCACAACGACUACAACCACCACCACUACAACUACUACUACAACCACGACUACAACUACAACCACCACCACGACUACUACGACAACCACCACUACGACUACAACUACAACUACAACUACCACCACUACGACUACAACUACAACUACUACAACUACCACCACCACUACUACAACUACCACGACUACAACCACCACCACUACAACUUCAACUACAACCACUACGACGACUACUACUACAACCACCACCACGACUACAACGACCACCACAACUACUUCAACCACCACUACUACGACAACCACCACGACUACAACAACGACCACCACAACUACUUCAACCACCACUACUACGACAACCACCACGACUACAACAACAACAACAACCACUACAACAACCACCACGACUACAACUACAACAACCACUACAACAACCACCACUACAACCACCACCACUACAACAACCACCACUACAACCACCACCACGACUACAACAACCACUACUACUACUACUACCACAACGACGACCACUACAACGACAACCACACCCAGACCCACCACAACCAGGAAGCUUAA
Dermacentor silvarum is the source of this 1077-nucleotide messenger RNA. Its product is annotated as histidine-rich glycoprotein-like. Bases 1 to 1077 code for a protein of 358 amino acids. Lineage: Eukaryota; Metazoa; Arthropoda; Arachnida; Ixodida; Ixodidae. The transcript is spliced from 4 exons. The record is from RefSeq and is a predicted model, not a curated record.